This is a messenger RNA of Heterostelium album PN500, 2610 nucleotides long. RefSeq lists its product as uncharacterized. Lineage: Eukaryota; Evosea; Eumycetozoa; Acytosteliales; Acytosteliaceae. The record is from RefSeq and is a predicted model, not a curated record. The coding region runs from base 1 to 2610 and encodes 869 amino acids. The transcript has 4 exons.
AUGUUAAGAUUAAAUAAAUCAAAUUGUAGAUCUACUUUAAAAUAUCUAUCUUGUAAUUUACACCUUAAGAAUGUAACUACAUCUACAUCAGAAUCAUUAUUUAAACAUUCAUAUAUAACAACAUAUAAUUCUCAUUUAGCAAAUAAUAAAAGAUUCUAUUCAACAGAUAAACUCAAGGAUCUGAUUUAUUAUAGAAAUGAAACAGAUGAACUUGAAGAUGAUGAAGAAGAAGUAGAGAUAAAGCUUGAUGAACUACAACAACAUCAACAACAUCAAGAAGAGGGUGAAACAAUUAAAUAUAAUAGAAUAGAUGAUAAGCAUUUGGAACACCUUGAUUUCGAUCAUAUCGAUAAUGAAAGUGAUAUACUCUCUGCAGAGGCCGAACAUUAUAAUAAUCAGAUGUCAUCACAAUCGAUUGAUGAUACUCAAGCUAAACAAAAACAGCUUUUAGAUUCCUAUAGAGAUACUAUUGCAAAUGACGAUAGUGAUCAAUCUGCUUCCCCAUCCGACAAAAAGAUAGAAUCAAUAUUGGCAGUCGAGAACUUUCGUACUAGGAUCAAAUUGCUGCUGGUCAAUGGUCAUUUCGAUGUGGUGAUGGAUGCAUUCAAUCAGUCGUUGAAUGUACAUCCCGAUCACAGAGGUGAUGUCUAUCAUCUGAUAGAGUUGGUCGUUAAGUAUCUCAUUCUCAACAAUCAAUAUUCAAAAGCAGAGAGAUUCCUCAGUGACUCUGUUACUUUACACCCUGCAUUCCUAGAGUCUGACAACAUCCUAGUGAUUCUACGUGAUCUCCGUUACUUUGAUCCACAAUCCAACUUUAUUCAUUCGAUUCUCAACACUCACGUAGUGAUCUCACAGGAACAGCUAUUUAAACUUAUCAACAUCUAUCUUUCAAUAUCAGAAACAUCGGUUAUCAAUCAGCUGAUGUCGCGUAUUCACCAGCCAAAUGACACAUCGCCACAAGUGAUCUACGAGCGACUACUAUUUGAAACAUGGUGUUCAACACGAACAUAUGGCCAAGUCACUGAUCUACUCGUAAGAUAUCACAAGAAACAUCCGAUCGGAAACACCACAACCAUGCAUUCUCUGGAAGUCAGUCCAACUCGAUUCUGGCAAUAUCAAUCAAAGAUGAUUCAAUUCUCAGAGGAACAUUUGGCAGAACAGAAACAGCUCAACAAUGAAAAACAGUUACCACCCUUGACUCUACUAGGUGAAAUCCAUCAGCUGGAAUCAGGUGCCACCGAAUUGUAUCUCCAUGGAAUGUUACCAAAACAAUGGAUGUACAAGAAAGAGGAACAAGCUCGACUUGCCAAUAUCGUAAAGACUAACAGUAUGAAGCUAUUCACAGACUGGUUGAUAGCAGGUGGUCACCAAUCAGUUUCAUUGAUUGAAUUGGUCGAUGCAACCUGUCGACUUGUUCAACACAAAGAUGCAAUCUCACAUCUACCAAAUAUUGUCAAACAUCUCCCACAUUCAUUGAGAUGUAUAUUUAUCAACUCUUGUCUAUUUAAACAAUUUGCUCGGCUCGAUAUGAACGCUGCAAUCUCAAUGAUACAAGAAGAACCAGAUAAGAUAAUCUAUCAAAACGAUCUGUUCAAUUCAAUUAUUAUCGAAGAGUUGUUGGAGCGAAAAGAUUUGGAAAUGGCAACACAGAUCAUGUCGAAUCCAAACUGUAGAAUAUUGCCAUCGUCAAUCAGUCGUCUUUGUCAGGUGUUUAUUGACAACUCGAUUUGUCCCUACGGAUUGAUUAGAAGACUGCGACAUAGCAAUCCAGAUAUGAUUACAUUAUAUAACGUCGAGUUGAAUUAUCUUUUGGAGAACAAUCAACUUUCUGAGGCACAGGAACUCUAUCGUACAAUGCGACGUGACACUCAGACCUAUCAGAUUGGUAUCAAACUCUAUGCCAAGCUGUAUCCAGAUGUAGUGAACAACUAUGGACUUUGGAAACCAUUCAUGAAGAUGUGGGAAUCUGACGUCAAACAUACUCUCUACAAUACGAUAUUCAAGUUGUUGGAUCCCAAUGGAACAGGUGAGAAUAUUGGUUUCAUUGCAAAGGUAAUCGAUGCCGACCAACAGUAUUUCACUCCAUCCAGGAAAAACCAUGAUGAGUAUGGUGUGAAGAGUUCAUUUGUUCAACAGUAUAUGGUACUCAGUUGUAGAAACCAACAUAAAAAGAAGGUGGAGAUGUUCUUGGAUAUGAACACUAAAUUCUCUAGAUUGGUACUCAAAUCAGUUUCAGACUCGAAUCUGAUUGUCAAAAAUAAAAGAGCUGACAAAAAGAUUCAACAGAAACUAUCGACAGCAACGCAAGAGAAUAUCAUCCUGAAGAUCAAGCUUCGAGAGCCUGCCAAACCUCUGCAACCCGAGAGGACCAAUUUCCUUGUGAAGCACUACCUUUUGCCUUUGUUGGAAGAGAACGAAUCGGCCAUAAAGCAAAUAAACAGCGAGAGAAAGAGUCGUGUGAAGCAUGAAAUCAAACAACGUCCAUGGAAGUAUAAAUUGACAAAACUACCAAUGUUACCAGGUGCUACCAAUCCUUUCGUGUUCAGAAUCGAUUCAAAGGUACUGAAAAAUCUCACCAAAGAAUCAAAACCAAAAUCAGAAAUAAAUUAA